Molecule: messenger RNA, 3333 nt
Organism: Carassius gibelio (silver crucian carp)
Lineage: Eukaryota; Metazoa; Chordata; Actinopteri; Cypriniformes; Cyprinidae
Product: transcription factor 7-like 2
Exons: 13
Coding region: 154-1335 (393 amino acids)
Biological process (GO): canonical Wnt signaling pathway; regulation of transcription by RNA polymerase II
Cellular component (GO): beta-catenin-TCF complex
Molecular function (GO): RNA polymerase II cis-regulatory region sequence-specific DNA binding; DNA-binding transcription factor activity, RNA polymerase II-specific
Source: RefSeq, a predicted model, not a curated record
GCGCGACUGUUUGUUACUUUCAAGUCGCGCGGAUCGACACAGCAUAAAGAACUUUUCCUCUCUCGCGCGAGUCUCGAACGCUCGUCUGAGCGCGGAAAACAGCGACAACAACAAUCAAAAGUAGAUUGAUAAAGUUCGUUUAAACGCGUGAAUAUGCCGCAGCUGAACGGUGGAGGGGGAGAUGAUCUCGGGGCGAAUGAUGAGAUGAUCGCGUUUAAACAUGAAGGAGAUCACGAGGAGAAGAUCCGGGAGAGCGCGUUCACGGAGAGCGACCUGGCUGAUCUCAAAUCAUCCCUGGUCAACGAGUCCGAAAUCAGCCAGAACUCAAACUCUGCCGUGAUCAGAAGAGGACAGCAAGAAGAUCAGAGAAUCUACACCGAUAAACGAGAACAUCUGGACGACGUGCCCAAACAUCAAGAUGGAGGAAUGUAUAAAGCGUCGUAUUCUGGAUACCCGUUCCUGAUGCUGCCCGAGCCGUAUCUCCCGAACGGACCCGUCUCUCCAUCUAGGAAGAAACUCCUACAGGUUUGGAACAACAUGAGGUCCAACAAAGUGUCGGUGGUCCAGCAGGGGAUGCAUCCUCUGACGCCGCUGCUUCCCUACGAUCACUUCAACCCCAGUCCUCCACACAUCCCCACAGACGUCAGCCAGAAACCAGGUGUUCACAGACAUCAGUCGCAGGAAAUCUCCGGUUUCUACCAGCUGCCUCAAGGCCAGAUCACGCCGUCCAUGAACUGGCCCAAUCAGCCUGUCUAUCCUCUGCCCUCCUGCGGCUUCAGACAGUCCUUCUCCUCCAGCCUCCAGAGCAGCUCGUCCUUCCCCAGGUUCUCUCAUUCUCUGAUGCUUCAGCCCGGCAUGCACCCUACAGGCAUCCCACACCCCGCCAUAGUGCCUCCCUCCGGCAAACAGGAGCACGACCAGUUCGACAGGAACAUUUAUGUCAAAUCUCAUCCAGAGGCGAAGCGUGAGAAGGAGCCCAAGAAGCCGGUGAUCAAGAAGCCGCUGAAUGCGUUCAUGCUCUACAUGAAGGAGAUGCGGGCCAAAGUCAUCGCUGAGUGCACGCUGAAGGAGAGCGCCGCCAUCAACCAGAUCCUGGGACGACGGUGGCAUGCUCUGACCCGCGAGGAACAGGCCAAGUACUAUGAACUGGCCCGAAAGGAGCGGCAGCUUCACAUGCAGCUUUAUCCCAGCUGGUCAGCCCGCGACAACUACGGCAAAAAGAAGCGAAGGAAACGAGACAAGCAGGACUCCAGCACAGACCCCGGCUCGCCAAAGAAAUGCCGUGCUCGCUUUGGCCUCAACCAACAAACGGACUGGUGUGGUCCCUGCAGAUAACUCUCUUGACUGUUCCUAGGAGGAAAAAGAAGUGCAUUCGCUACCUUCAAAGAGGACGCUGUGCCAGCCCCCAUUCUUCCGAUGGAAGUGCUAUAGACUCCCCCCUGUCACCUGUCAAUCACCUGCCAAACCCCGCCUCUCCCCCACGAUACCCCGCCUCCCCCACCAGCAGUCCCCUCCCCCAGAGCAGCAAAAGCUCCGCCCACCCUCCCAGACUCUCGCUCCACUUCAGCAGAAUUAAAACAGAGAGCCACAAUAACCCAGACUGACGGCUCGAUGGCCACGGAGACCGAUCUCACGGACACACCUUCUUCAAGUUCUCUUCGCUUCCGUGUCCUCCAGAAAAAGAAAAAAAAAAGAAGUUCACAUGGGGCGUCCUCUCAUCUUUUAGGAAAUCAUAGCAUGAGAUUUCCUCAUGGAUGAAUCUCAUGAAGAAUGUGUAUUUUUUUUUCCUCUUUUCAAUUAUUUCAAUUACAAAGAAGCAUUUUGUUGUUUCCAUUACCAUAAUGCAAAAAAAGAACAAUUUUGUUACUGUAGACAACAUUAACACUUUCAUGUCAUGAUACAGUUAAGCAACAUCACACGAGCAAGAGUGCCGUUUUCCCAAAUAUCAGCACGAUUGCAAAUAUGACACUGAUUUUUAAAACAAAACAAAUAAUUAUAUAUCAAAUCAGUUACAUUGUAGUCAGUUUUUUUUAUCCAAACAAAUGCACAGCAGAACCUUCGAGAGUCUCUGAGCAUUGUUGAUCUGUUGAGUGAACGAUUCAAUGACUCACUUGUGUUCUGAUUCUUUAAUGAAUCAAUUGUUUGAACGAAUCUUUGAAUCAAUGACUCAUCCAGACAGUCACUUACUGCCACCUACUGGUAGGUUUGUUACAUAUUUAAAAGUAUCAUUGCAUUUUUACCCAAUGUUUUAUGUUUCAUAUAUUAAAAACAUACACAUACACGUUUAAAACAAUCUCAUAACAUUGUUUUGUGGUGUAAAUUUAUUUGUCAUCUCACAGUUUCAUUAAACAGUCCGUGCAUCUCCAUGCUGCUUCAGAUGAUAAAAAAAUAAGAAAGCACUGACAGAACACUGAUGAGAGAGUAUUACUUCAGAAUAAACUACAUUUACACCACAAAAACUAUAAUAAUAAUAAUUGGACAAGCCAAUAACUGAUUUAUGUGUCUGAGGGACAAGCACAUGACGAGGUUUAAUGUCUGUAUUUUAUUGUAUAUAUGAUUUUCAUUACUGCAUUAUUACAGUAAUGCAAAUGAAGUUCUCACUAUUCUUUAACUCUCAUUAGAAAGUCACAAGUACAACUCAAGUUACUGAAGUUGGAAAUGUUUUAUAGUUUUAUUUCGUGGAUUACAGUAAUGUGAAAUUUAGGGGAGAUAUAAUGCUUAACUGUCAUCACAAUCCCAAAACUCUGAAUGGUCUAAAUGUCUUCAUUUUCUUUAUGCAAUAUGCAUUUCUUGAUUUUGUGGUAAAGCUUGACCUGGAUGUUUCUUCAUGAGAUUCAGCCACUGUGUGUCAAGAAGUUUCUUCAUGUAAAUGCCGUUCCUUUGCUUCACUGAAAACAGUGUCAGUUCUCACCAUAUCUCUUCUACGAUCAAAUGAGUGUCAAACGGCAUCUUUUAUAGAUUUAAAGUCCAUAAAUAACUAAACUUUUAUAUGUUUUUAUGUAAAGAGAAAAAAAAGAGAAAAAACAUUCCUUGGCUGUUUACUUUUAUUGAAACAAGUGCCAUUUUUAAAAGCUUUUGUUGUGUAGAUCUGAAGUAGUCAGCUAUGCCUGUCGUCUUUCAAACGUCGCUGUAUGAAAUGAUGUGCAUCUGUGUGUGUGUGUGUGUUUCAGUGUUGACUCAGGUCUGUUCUGAAGCAAUCAUGUCAUUAGCCAUCUGCGAUCAGACAGAAGGAGCCAUACAUCUUCAGUGUUCACAUAUAGCAAGCCGUCUUUCUUCCUUUUGCUUUUGAUGUAACAAUAAUCAUUCUCUAGUUUAUUAAAAUAUUUUGAAAAA